Pyrgilauda ruficollis (rufous-necked snowfinch) is the source of this 912-nucleotide messenger RNA. RefSeq names its product heterogeneous nuclear ribonucleoprotein L-like. Gene Ontology annotation, molecular function: mRNA binding. Gene Ontology annotation, cellular component: nucleus. Gene Ontology annotation, biological process: regulation of RNA splicing. The record is from RefSeq and is a predicted model, not a curated record. NCBI's taxonomy places the organism in Eukaryota, Metazoa, Chordata, Aves, Passeriformes, Passeridae. The transcript has 5 exons. The coding region runs from base 34 to 897 and encodes 287 amino acids.
CGUGUCGUGGGCGGGACGGCGGAGCUGGGCGCCAUGUCGCGGCGGCGGUGGCGCGGCCCUCAGGGCGCCGAGGGUGGCGGGCGCGGAGCCGACAUGGGGAAGAUGGCUACGGGCGGCGGCGGCGGCGGUUCUGGCCGAUAUUACGGCGGCGGUGGCGGCAGCGAAGGCGGGAGAGCCCCUAAACGCCUGAAAACCGAGAGCGCGGAGGCGCCGCCUCAUGGGCCCGGUGGGCCGGGGGGCGCGGGCGGCGGGGCCGGCGCGGGAGGAUCGGAGAACUACGAGGACCCCCACAAGACGCCGGCGUCGCCCGUGGUUCACAUCCGCGGCCUCAUCGACGGCAUCGUGGAGGCCGACCUGGUGGAGGCGCUGCAGGAGUUCGGGCCCAUCAGGUGGGGACACUGGGGACACGGUGGGGACAGUGUCAGUGUACUGGGGACAUGGGGACAGUGUGCUAGGGACGUCACCAACAAUGUGCUGCUCUUUGCCAUCCUCAACCCCAUCUACUCCAUCACCACGGACGUGCUCUACACCAUCUGCAACCCCUGCGGGCCGGUGCAGCGCAUCGUCAUCUUCCGCAAGAACGGCGUGCAGGCCAUGGUGGAGUUCGACUCGGUGCAGAGCGCGCAGCGCGCCAAGGCCUCGCUCAACGGCGCCGACAUCUACUCGGGCUGCUGCACCCUCAAGAUCGAGUACGCCAAGCCCAGCCGCCUGAACGUGUUCAAGAACGACCAGGACACCUGGGACUACACCAACCCCAACCUGAGCGGGACAGGUAAGGCAGGGCAGCCUCAUCUGGGCCAGGUGGGCACCAGGGAGGGAGGGGCCACGGCCCCGCCCCAGCUUUGGGGAGGAUCCCUGGGAUUUUGGGAGGUUUGGAAAGGGGGAGGAGCUGGGUAAUGCUUCUCAGAAUUG